AUGAUGCGCGGCGUCGUCCUCGCGAGCCUCCUGGCCGCGGCCCGCGGCGCGGCGUCGUGGAACGAGUCCUACGUCGACGGGCUGCUCCACGCCGGCGCCGUGGCGAAGGUCGAGGGGCUGCUGCCGGCGUCGUCGUUCCGGCUCGACGCGCUCGUCGCCGCGCUGGGCGACGCGGCCUGGGCCGAGCCCCUGGUGCACCUGAGCUCGGAGCGCGGGGCGCAGGCGGCGCUCGGGUCCUACGCCGACGUCGCCGCCGCCGUCGCCGCGGGCGACGCGAGCGCCGUGCUGCGCCUCGAGAAGCUCGCGGCGCCCGGCGCCGCGGUCGCCGCGGCCCUCGGCGGCGACGGCCUCGGGUGGGCCCUGGACCGCGGCGACAGCGUGCACGUCUACUGGAGCGGGCCCGGCGGCGCGGCGCUCAGGAACCACACGGACCCGUCGGAGAUCCUCGUCGUGCAGCUCUCGGGGACCAAGGCGUGGCUCGUCUGCGCGGAGCCGCCGCGGAGCCCCUUCGAAGACGCCGAGGCGAAGCUCGACCGGUGCGCGUCCUACGACGACGUCGAGAUGGCCGGCCGCGCCUGCGAGACGCUCACGCUCGGGCCCGGCGACGCGCUCGCGAUCCCGCCGCGGACCGUGCACUCGGCGCGCGCGGUGGGCGGCGAGUCCGUGCACCUCACGCUCCAGCGCGCCGGCGCGCGGCCGGCCUGCGGCGACGUCGACGAGGAGGCGGGCUACGGCGCCGCCCUGCGCGCCGCCGGCGCCCGGGACGCGCUCGUCGCCAUGGCGGACGCCGGCGUGUUCCCGCCGGACGUCGCGCUCGAGGACGCGGACGCCGCGGCGCGCAGCGACGGCCUCGCCGAAUUCGCCAUCGGCGACGACGACGUCGCCGACGCCUGGCGCCGCGCCGCGCGGGCCCAGGGCUGGGCGGGGCUCGACGCGCUCGCGGCGCCCGCGACGCUCACCGUCGGCGCGGGCGACGCGCUCGAGGCCGCCGUCGUGUCCCUGGCGACGCGGCGCGCGCCCGCCGGCGGCUGCGCGGGCCUCCGCGCGGUCUUCGGCGCCUUCGCCGCGUUCGACGACGAGGCGGCCUGCGCCGCGGCCGCCGCGUUCGCGGCCGCGCUCGACGGCGCGGGCGCCGUCUCCGUCGCCGCGGACCGCGACGGGUCCCCGCGCGUCGCCGUCGAGCGCGGCGCGCUGGCCGACGUCGCCGUCGACGGCGCGUCCCGCGGCGCCGCCGCCGACGACUUCUUCGCCGCCGUGGCGGCGGCGGCGCCCGCGGCGAGCGGGCCGCUCGCGAAGCUGCGCGCGUGCGCGGCCAGGGCCGCGACGGCGCUGUCCGCGACGUUCGCCGUCGACGACGGCUCCGUCGAGGUCGGCCUGGCGGCGCCGCGGGGCGCCCUGCCCCAGGUGCUCGACUGCGUCGCCGAGUCGGGCGUCGUCGACGCGUCGCGCGACGGCGCGACGGGCCUCCGCGUGACGCUCGCCGCGUCCGGCGCGGUCACCGGCGCGGCGACGGUGACCUCCGCCGCGGGCGGCGACGUCGCGCUCGCGCGGCGCCGCGCGCUCCAGACGACGACCUGGCGCGUGGGCAACGCCUGCGCCGUCGGCACCUACGGCAGCGGCUACGAGUGCGCGAGCUGCAACGAGGAGUGCGACGUGCAGCACUGGUCCGGCGCGUACUACGAGUACUCCUGCGACAGCGGCUGCACGAGCUGCGCGUCGUGCCCGGAGUGCGAGCCGGGCACCUACCAGCCCUACACGGCCCAGACCUACUGCUACAGCUGCCCGACGGGCACGUACGCGCCGUCGAACGGGCUGACGGCGUGCACGGUCUGCGAGGUCGGCAAGUACGCCAUGGCCGCCGGGAGCUGCGCCUGCACGCUCUGCGAGCCGGGCACCUACGCCCCGGCCACGGAGACGGUGCUCUGCACGGAGUGCGAGGCCGGCCGCUACCAGUCGGCCUUCGGGGCCACGACGUGCUACGACUGCCCCGAGGGCUUCUUCUGCCCGACGCAGGCCGACGGCGCCACGGCGUGCCCCGCGGGCAAGUACUCGGGCGCGAACGCCGAGGACUGCAUCUCGUGCCCGGACGGCUACUACAGCGACGCGGACUGCGACGGCGACGACGCGGACGCGUGCUCGGGCGGCAUCACGUCGUGCGAGCCCUGCGCCGCGGGGACCUACCCGUCGACGUCCAACGCCUACUGCAUCUCCUGCGACGCCGGCACCUACUCGCCGGGCGGCCAGGAGACCUGCACGGAGUGCCCCGCGGGCGCGUACUGCGGCACGGGCUCCUCGAGCUACACGAUCUGCGAGGCGGGCAAGUACGCCAUCUCCGGGAGCUCGUCCUGCUCCUCCUGCGCCGCGGGCCGCUUCCUCGCGGACGACGGCGCGACGCUCGAGGCCCACGACACGGGCAACGACUGCGUCGUCUGCGACGCGGGCCGCUACAGCGCGUCGUCGGCGUCCGGGUCGUGCGCCGCGUGCGCGGAGGGCACCUUCCUAUGGGACGAGACGCUCCUGGACGAGCUGCUCCACGACAACGCCAACGAUUGCUCGUCGUGCCCCGAGGGCACCUACAGCGGCGCCGGCGCGUCGUCGUGCGCGGCCUGCGACGCGGGCACGUUCGCGGCGGGCGAGGGCAACAGCGCGUGCGAGGUCUGCGCCGCGGGGUCCUACGUCGUCGAGGCCCAGCAGGGCGCCUGCCUGCCCUGCGCGGCGGGCAAGUACAACGACGACGCCGGCACCGACGCGUCGAACCACGACGAGAGCGCCGACUGCCUGAGCUGCGACGCGGGCAAGUUCAGCGAGGACGCCGGGUCGACGGCGUGCGACGACUGCGCCGCUGGCACCUUCGCGAGCGGCGUGGGCAACAGCGACUGCAACGUGUGCUACGCGGGCACCUACAGCCUCGGCGCCGCGGCGACGUGCGCGCACUGCCCGGCGCAGACGUCCCUCGCGGACGAGGGCACCGCGGCGUCCGCGCACGACUCCGAGGACGACUGCCUGGGCUGCGGCGAAGGCCUCUGGUGCGCCAGCGGCGGCUGCCACGAGUGCACGGACUGCGAGCUCUGCACGAACGAGAACCACGAGCCCACGUUCGCCGUCGGCGACGCGACGCUGGACUUGGGCGCCGUCGACGAGAACGGCGGCUUCGCCAUCAUCGGCGAGCUGGGCGCGUCGGACAUCGAGAACGACUACCUGGACUACGUGAUCACGGCCGGCGACGACGCGGGCCUCUUCAGCGCCGCGAACAACAUCCUCUACGUCGUCGCCGACGCCGGCGUACACGACGGAGCAGUACUCCGCGACCUGACGGUGCUCGUGACCGUCAACGACGUCAACGACAUCGCCAUGACGGCCGCGUCGCCGUCGACGCUCUCGGUGGUCGGCGGCGAGGCCGUCGUCAUCACGGGCGCGAACCUCGGGCCCUACGGCGACGCCGCGGGCGUCGACGUGACCAUGACCUACGGCAACGGCGCCGACGGCGCGACCUACUACGCCUACGGCUGCUCCGUGACGACGCCGGGCACGGAGAUCACGUGCUCCACGGACGAGGGCGUCGGCGCGCUCCACUCCUGGACCGUGACCAUCGCGGCGCCCGGCGCGACGACGUGGACGGCGACGGGCGCGUUCACGACGUCCUACGCGGGGCCGACGCUGGCCUCCGUGACGACGACCGCGGACCUCGCGACGGCCGGCGGCGAGGCCGUCGCGCUCGGCGGCUCCGAGUUCGGCCCGCGGUGCGACGGCUACUGCGGAGAAGGAGAGAAGCCCUGCGGCGGCGCGUGCGUCGAAACGUCCGCGACCUGCGCGAGCGCGCCGGCCGACGACGCGCUCUGCGGGGCGUGGCUCGCGGACACGGUCCGCGUGUUCUACGCCGCGGACGCCGACGACCUGGGCUCGUCCUGGGCCUGCGCGUCCGUCGACGUGUCGUCGUCGGACGGGGGCGAGCUCACGUGCGUGACGGGCGCGGGCUACGGCACCGCGGGCUACUGGGUCGUGCUCGUCGGGUCGCCGGGCGCGAACGCGGCGUACACGUACCGAACGGAGGACUUGCACGACGCCACCGUGUCCUACGCGGCGCCGAGCAUCUCGGGCAUCGCGACGGCCGACGGCACGGCCAUCACCAUGCUGCCCACGAUCGGCGGCACGACCAUGGUCGUCGCGGGCGCGAACUUCGGCGCCGCCGACGACCUCGCGUCCGUGUCCGUCGACAUGCACGCGAACCAGGGCGACGGCGACGGAUGGGUCGACCUCGAGGACUGCGCCAUCACCGUGGACCACACGGAGAUCACGUGCGUCCUCCCGGAGCGCGGCGGCGUCGACUAUCACUGGCGCGCGACGCGCGCGGGCCUGACGAGCGACGCUUCUACCGUGCUCACGAAAUACGCCCCGCCGACGGUCACGGGCGUGAGCGGCGCGCUCACGAUUUCGUCGACGGCGGGCGGCGCGACGAUCUACGUCCACGGCGACAACUUUGGCUUGACGUGGAUGGAGUCGUCGUUCACCUACGGCCCUUUGCCCGACGCGGACCUCUACUCGGGCACCUGCUCCGUCACGGUGAAGCACGAGCGCGCGGCCUGCACGACGGGCCCGGGCACGGGCUCCGGCCACGCGCUCAAGUUCACGCUCUGGGGCCAGGAGUCCGUCGUCUUCGACGCGGGCGUCGGCUACGGCACGCCGUACAUCACCUUCUACGAGAACUUCUACUCGAGCGACCCGGACCGCGACGGCUUCCUCACGGCGGGCGGCGAGAAGAUCGUCGUGCACGGCGGCAACUUCGGCGCCGACGACUCCAAGAUCGACGCGGUCACGUUCGGGCCCAGCGGCUACGAGUACCAGACCUGCGACGUCGACGGCGCCUACGGCGCGCCGGGCUGCGGCUGCGUCGUCGCGUUGGACCACGAGGCGCUGGAGUGCAACACGACGGCGGCCGUGGGCAUGAACCACCAGUGGAAGGUCAUCAUCGACGGCCAGCACUCGACGACGCCGUCGACGAAGACGCAGCCGCCGUCCGUUGACGCGAUCGUGAUCGUCGGCAACGAGAGCGUCGCGGCCGUCGCGGCCGUCGGCGGCGGCGAGGUCGUGCGGAUUCUGGGUGCGAACUUUGGCGCGGAGCAGGACAAGGUCGAGGGCGUCAGUUACGGGCCGAGCGGCGCGGAGUACGCCGCGCGCAACUGCACGCUCCUCGGCGACGGCGCGCUCGAGUGCCUGACGUCGCCGGGCAUCGGCGAGGAGCUUUCCUUCACGGUGGUCGUCGCGGACCAAGCGUCCGAGCCCGGCGGCGUGUUGAGCUACGCGGCGCCGGAGAUCUUCGCCAUCGCGCCCGCGGCCGCGGAGACGGCCGGCGGCGCGCUCCUCGUCAUCAACGGCACCAACCUCGGCCUGGACUACUACAUGUCGUAUUUAGAGGUGCUCGUCGACGGCGCCGUCGUCGCCCUCGACGGCGCGGAGCUCACGCGCGCGACGCCGGGGAGCUCGGGCUACACGUACGCGUGCGGCGACGGCCUCGAGUGCGUCGCGCUCGUCGCGCCGCCCAUGGGCGACGCCGUCCACACGUGCGCGGUUUCCGUGCGCGUGGGCUCGACGGAGCACCCGUCCAUCGUGCUGUCGAGCGGCGAGGUGAGCUACGAGUACGACGGCCCCGUCAUCACGUCGCUGUCGACGGCGGACGGCGACACGUUCGGCACGGUCAAGUGCGAGAUUCUCGGCCACAACUUCGGGGCCAGCGCGAACCUGGGGAGCGUCUACGUCAACGGCGCGAAGAUCCCCGCGGCGCAGAUCAGCGAGUACGGCCACAAUCGCAUCGUCCUGCUCUACCUCGGGGGCGUCACGGGCGUGCUCUACGUGGAGCUCGGCGCCAAGGCGUCCGACGAGAUGAGCUUCGAGAUCCGCUCGCCGCGCCUGGUCACGGAGGACUCCCGCUUCAAGCCGGACGCCGACGGCUACCGCACGACGGGCACGACGGCCGACGGCGACCAGCGGUUCGUCACCGUCGCGGGCUACCACUUCUCGGGCUCGAUGGAGGUCUGGGUCGGGGCCGAGGAGGUGCUCGACGGCAACGGCGACCAGCGCUUCGGCGUCCAGGCCGAGAUCGUCGGCGACCUGGAGGAGGUCGACGACGUCCUGACGACGCUCGACAUCGACGACACGUGCCGGAGCCUCACGUUCAAGGUGCCCGAAUCCGCGGGCGCGCGCGAGAUCAUCACCGUCUUCUCCGGCGGCUACCCGUCCUACGUCGGCAACACGUCCGCCGACGCGCUCUACAUCAACUACCUGCCGCCGUCCAUCGACAGCGUCUCCGCGACGCUCGUCGGCACCGCGGGCGGCGACGAGCUCGCGCUCGCGGGCGACAACUUCGGCCCCGCCGAGGACGCCGUGAGCCUCGGCGGCGUCGCGUGCGCCGUCGUCUCCUGGAGCCACACGACCGUUGUGGUGACGGCGCCGCCGGGCGAGGGCGCGGGGCUGUCGCUGGUCGUCGAAGCCGCGGACCAGGCCGCGUCCGUCGGCGUCGGCUACAACCCGCCGGUCGUCGCCUCCGUGGACCCGCCGAGCCUCAGCCUCACGAACGCGGGCGGGCUGAUCACGAUCACGGGCUCCGACUUCGGGCUCGACCCCGUCGUCUCCCUGCCGCUCGACGCGGACCGCGCCGUCGCGACGUCCGUGGUCAGCCACGACCACUCGACCAUCGUGCUGAGCGUCGGCGCGGGCCAGGGCCGCAACGACCUCACGAUCGACGUCGCCGGCCAGGUCGCCAUCGAACCCUACGCCUACGCGGCGCCCGUCGUCGCGUCGUCGUCGCCCGACGAGGCCGCGACCGAGGGCGGCGUCGCCAUGACGAUCGCGGGGUCGCACCUCGGCGUCGGCAGCGACUACGUCGUGUCCUUUCAGAUCGACGGCGCGACGCUCUUCUCGACGGCGGACGGGAGCCUCGUCGUGUCGUCCUACGCGACGGACGCCAUCGAGCUCCUGUCGCCCGAGGGCGAGGCGUCGGGCCCGAUGACCGUCGUCGUCGCGGCGUGCGGAUCCGUCGACGACCCGGACAGCUGCGUCGCCAGCGGCGAGGCCGUGACCUUCACGUUCUCGCCGCCGAAGAUCUACUACGUCGCCGUCGAGGCCUUCGACGGGUCCCUCCUGCGCCCCUUCGCGGGCUGCUACGUGCCCGAGGGCGAGACCGAGGAGGUCUGCGUCGACGCGUCCUGCGACCGGACGGCGGCCUGCAAGGGCGCGACGCUCGACGGCUGCGACCUCCGCACGCGGGGCGGCGCGGAGGUCGUGCUCUACGGCGCCAACUUCGGGCUGUCGCUCCCGACGAUCGUCUUCGACGGCGCGCCCGUGGACGCGGAGCUCGUGUCGCACGACGCGGGCCACUCGACGCACGCGCUCGUCAAGUUCGUGCUCCCCGCCGGGAGCGGCAGGGACCUCGACGUCGUCGUCGAGGCCGGCGGCACGGCGAGCGCGGCGGCGGCCUUCGCCUACGACCCGCCGUGCGUCACGUCCGUGUACCCGAACGCGCCCGACGCGUCCGGGUCCGUGCUCAACAUCAACGGCCACAACUUCGGCGAGACCGACGACGCCGCGGGCAACGUCUCCAUCGUCAUCGGCGGCCUCGAGUGCGGGCCCGUCGUCGUCGGCGCGACGACGCUCCCCGCGUGGCAGACCGACGGCGGCAACGCGUACCUCUACUGCGCGACGCCGCGGCUCACCGUCGGCGUCAAGGACGUCAACAUCACGGCCGCGGGCCAGUCCGUCUACUACGCCGAGUCGGAGGCGAUGAUCUCCUUCUCCUGCGCGAACGACCACUACGGCCAGGUCGCGGACCAGGUCUACGUCGAGGCCGACGGGUCGUGCCACGAGGAGUGCGUCGAGGACGACGCGCGGGCCUGCGCCGUCGUCCACCUGCCCGACGGCAACGUGAAGAACUGCACCGUGCUGACGCGCGAGGACGAGUACUGCCUCGAGUGCCCGCUCGGGUCCAUGUGCGACGCGUGGACGACCGUCUACCCCAUCGAGCCCUACGCCGAGUCCGGCUACUACCGCCUGGACCUGGGCGACGCGGGGGAGUACGACGUCUCCUGCGACGCCUUCCGCGAGCACCGGCCCUUCUACUGCUACGACUUCUCGCCGUGCUCGCCCGCGGACGCGUGCGUCGGCGCGAACGAGUGCGCCGAGGGCUACACGCAGACGAAGUGCUCGAAGUGCUGCGACGUCUCGCGGAGCCGCAACGCCGACGGCUCGAAGAAUCCGGAGUGCUGGAACGACGCGAAGACGGAGGAGAUGCUCUACUACCGGGCCUACGGCGAGUGCGUCGAGUGCCCGACGUCGCAGGCCUGGCUCAUCGCGCUCCUCGUCGUCGGCGCCGCGGGCGCGGGCGGCCUGGCGUACCUGCUGAAGAAGCGCCGGGUCGAGAUCGCCGUGCUGGCCAUCGGCGUGGACUACCUGCAGGUGCUGAGCGUCUUCGCGGGCACGGAGAUCGCGUGGCCGCGGGUGCUCCGCGACUUCUACCGGAACCUGGCGGUGAUCAACCUCGAUUUCUUGGACAUCUUCCCGCCGGAGUGCUCGCUCGCCAUGAGCUACGAGCAGUCCUGGCUCGCCGUCGAGUUCGCGCCGCUGAUCCUGGCGGCGGCGUGCUACCUCGUCUUCCUCGUCGUCUACACGUACCAGGUCUGCGCGAACGCGCACAACCGCCGCGAGAUGAAGAAGAAGCUCGCGCGCCUGCGGGGCCAGCUCACGUCGGCCCUGCUGUACGGGUUCUACUUCGUCUACCUCUACAUCGCGGAGAACACGCUCGACGUGCUCAACUGCGCGCGCGUGGAGAACCCCGACGGCGCGCGCACGGAGGAGGAGUACCUCAUGAGCGACCCGUCCGAGCUCUGCUGGACCGAGGGCGAGACGCAGGCGCGGCUCUACCCCGUGGCCAUCGGGUUCAUCUUCGUCUACAUCUUCGGCUACCCCCUGCUGCUCUUCUGGCUCCUCAAGUCGAAGGAGACGCGGAGCCUCAUCUACGACGACCAGCUGCUGCGCUACAUGCACAAGGGCGGCCACGAGGAGGGCCUGAGCCCCUACCUCGCGACCGUCGCGAAGACGCGCGCGAAGCUGGGGCUGCUCUACUACCGCUUCAAGCCCGACAUGCCCUACUGGAUCGUCGUCGUCGUGCUCCGGAAGAUGUGCCUCGCGAUCACGACGAUCAUGUUCCACUCGUCGGCGUCGUUCCAGCUCGCGACGCUGCUGCUCAUCCUCUUCUCCUCGCUCGUGCUCCAGAUGCGGCACCUGCCCUACUCGUCGCCCGCGCUCGGCACGGACGUGCUCCGCCUCGAGGACGAGCGGCUGAAGCGCCUCGAGGAGGAGGAGAAGGCGAGCCCGAACUACAAGGACCAGGCCGCGCGCAAGGCGCGGACGAAGAUCAUCAACUUCGACGGCUACAAGGCCCACCCCAAGGUGACGAACGUCUCCGCGAAGUUCGUCUUCGAGUACAACACGGUCGAGGGCCUGCUCCUGUCCUGCUCCGUGCUCAUCUGCCUCUUCGGCGUCAUGCUCGACUCGGACUACCUCGAGGACGGCAAGCACAAGUCCGUCCGCGAGGCCAUCACGAUCCUCACGCUCUUCAUCAUCUCCGUCUCGCUCGCCUACUUCGGCGCGGUCAUCUGGCACGAGAUCGUCUCCGAGCUCUUCCCGUUCCUCAAGUGCACGCCCUGCCUCGAGAACCGGGUCCAGGUCAAGGAGCGCGCGUCGACCUUCGACAAGAACAUCGAGCUCGCCGAGGGCAACUUCAACCGGCGCGCGGCGCGGCCCGAGAAGGUGCAGGACGCGGACCUCAUGUCCGUCGAGGAGCAGCUCCAGAUGAAGGCGCUCCUCGCGAAGAUGCAGGACGAGAACCGCGCGCUCAAGAAGGACCUCGCCGCGGCGUCCAAGGACGACGCCAAGACCGCGACGAAGGUCGUCAAGAAGAAGAAGGGCUUCGCCAACGUCUUCUCGUCGUCGAGCAAGACCGUCGCGCACCGCGGCUCCGCGGCCAUGGACGGCGCGUCGGGCUUCUCCAAGGACGCGUCGGAGCAGAUCGCGACGCCCACGGCGGCGAGCAACCCCAUGAUGUUCAAGAAGCCCUCGGCGACGACGCCCAAGCCGCCGAAGCCCGCGCCGGCGUCGCCCAAGCCGCCGCCGGCGCCCACGCCCUAG
Molecule: messenger RNA, 10176 nt
Organism: Aureococcus anophagefferens
Lineage: Eukaryota; Pelagophyceae; Pelagomonadales; Pelagomonadaceae
Exons: 2
Coding region: 1-10176 (3391 amino acids)
Source: RefSeq, a predicted model, not a curated record